AUGAUUUCGCAGAUUUUAGUUGAGAUUCCAUAUAACAUUAUUGGUGCUACAAUUUAUUUCUUCUGCUCCUAUUGGCCAUUAAGAGUUUAUCAAAACUCAAGAUUAGCUGGUGAGUUUUAUUUGAUGUCAAGUAUCAUAUACCAAAUUUAUGUUCCGACUUUUGCAGUUGAUCUCUAUUAUUUUUCACCAGAUGUUCAAGCAGCUGCUGCAUUAAGUUCAGUUGUCACAGUUUUCAUGUUUUCAUUUGCAGGUGUUUUACAACCAGUAUCCAUUAUGCCAGGAUUUUGGACAUUUAUGUAUAAGGUUUCUCCAAUUACAUAUGCUAUUCAAAGUUUAACUGCAACAAUAGUUCAUGGUAAAGAACUUAAAUGUUCUAAGAAUGAAUUGGCUUAUUUCUCACCACCACAAGGUCAAACAUGUGGUGAAUAUGUUUCAGAUUUCAUGUCAACGAGAGGCGGUUAUUUGGUUGAUCCAAAUGCUACAGAUGAAUGUGGUUACUGUCAAUUUGAUUCCCAAGAUGCUUAUGUUGCAACUAGAGGUAUUAAAUAUACUCAAUAUUGGAGAAAUUUUGGGUUGUUUUGGGUUUAUAUUCUUUUUAAUGUUGCUUCAAUGAUGUUUUUAUACUGGUUACAACAUGAUGCUAAAUUUUCAUUUGGUAAGAAAUCAUCAAAGAAGUCAACUGAAGUUAAGACCCCAGUUGAAUCUAAAUUUAGAUCAAAUGAAGAUAUUGUUUGA
Molecule: messenger RNA, 735 nt
Organism: Hansenula ciferrii
Lineage: Eukaryota; Fungi; Ascomycota; Saccharomycetes; Phaffomycetales; Wickerhamomycetaceae
Product: Pleiotropic ABC efflux transporter
Exons: 1
Coding region: 1-735 (244 amino acids)
Cellular component (GO): membrane
Molecular function (GO): ABC-type transporter activity
Source: RefSeq, a predicted model, not a curated record